AUGAAUGUUAAUCUGGUCAUAGUAAAGUUUUCGGACUGGUUCGUUCAUAUCACCUUGAUUGAAGAUGCGUCUUAUAAGCUUCUUUCAUCACCACAUGGGAAGCCAACCGGAAUCUACCCAAUCAAAGACAUCAACAAGAACAAUCUCCGUCAGAUCUUCAGUUUUGCUCCGAUUGCUAGCAAGGAUACGGAGACUAACGUGGCAGACCAAAAAGCGUUGCCCGACGCGAGCAUCGAUGCCAAACCUAUCACCUCUGAUAAGGACACCUCAGUCAAAACUUCCAAGGGCAAGGAAACAGGUGAAGAGUCGCCAAAGGUCUCAGGAGAUGUCGAGACUGCAAAGGCCAUCAAAGACGCUGGCAAGGUGAAGACCACAAAAACAAGCGAAGCACCUGGCAAGGAGGAAACCACAGAAGCAGGUCAAGUAGCGCCAACUAAUGAAAGUGUUGUCGAGACUACCGAAGGAACGGGUGUAUCGUCGACUGCUGCAGCUGUCGGGACAUCACCAUUGGAUGCCAUCGAUGAACACUCACUCAGUGCAGGGACCACUGAAACUUCUCCGGAAGCCGGCAACGCCACAGAGAAGGCCGAAGCUACUGCUGGAGGCGAGGAGACAUCCAACCAACCAAAUCUCAGAUACGAAAGCAAAGCGAAAAGCAAGCAUGAAGAGGUUGAGGGAUCUGGAGAAUUGCAUGAGGGCAGUGGCAACGCGGACGACACCACAUCGACGAUCGUCGACUCGACGACUCUGCUCACUGGUAACGGUUCAGAGCCAGAUGAGAAUAUCACCAGCACUGCAACCAUUACGAAUAAACGCAUCGCAAAAGACUCUUCCAAAUCGCUUCCCACCAUCACAAUACCGCAGAAUCCUGAGGAGCCUUAUGUAUUUGUGCCAGUGGAUUCCUUUAAAGGGCAGCAGUUACCAGGAGUUAGCUAUUUGCUAAUCCCCAAGAAGUAUGAGAACAAGGUAUCCGAAUAUCUAACCUCAAAAACGCGCUAA
Messenger RNA from Cooperia oncophora, 999 nucleotides. NCBI's taxonomy places the organism in Eukaryota, Metazoa, Nematoda, Chromadorea, Rhabditida, Trichostrongylidae. The record is from the annotation of a GenBank genome assembly.